Messenger RNA from Cydia strobilella, 3256 nucleotides. It is a transcript of the gene Dhit, whose product is annotated as regulator of G-protein signaling 20. NCBI's taxonomy places the organism in Eukaryota, Metazoa, Arthropoda, Insecta, Lepidoptera, Tortricidae. Bases 87 to 686 code for a protein of 199 amino acids. The record is from RefSeq and is a predicted model, not a curated record. The transcript has 6 exons.
CGUGGCCGCGCCCGAACCGACCGGCUUCUUCGUAUGAGGCGCCCGCGCUAGCGUCGGCAUGGCCCACGCCGGCGCCUAGCGGGCAGAUGUGCAGCCUGGCGGCGCUCGCGCGCGGCUGCCGGCCCGCCGCCAAGCCGUGCUGCCUCUGCUGGUGCUGCUGUUGUUCUUGUUCCUGCCUGGCUGCGCGCGGGUCGGAAGGAGGUCCCGGCAAGAAGCCCCGGGAGCCUGGCCCGCAGGACCCACUGCUCAACGACGGAGAUGCGCCGCCGUCGCUGGAGGAGAUCCAGAGCUGGGGGCAGUCGUUUGACAGACUCAUGCGCAGCGCAGCCGGGCGCAAGGUGUUCCGCGACUUUCUGCGUGGCGAGUACUCGGAGGAGAACAUCAUGUUCUGGCUGGCGUGUGAGGAGCUGAAGCGGGAGACGGACCCUGAUGCUGUAGAGGAGAAGGCUCGCUUCAUAUACGAGGACUACAUCUCCAUACUUUCACCAAAAGAGGUAUCCCUGGACUCUCGAGUGCGCGAGGUGGUAAACCGCAACAUGGUGGAACCCACCCCGCACACGUUCGACGAAGCGCAGCUGCAGAUCUACACGCUGAUGCAUCGAGAUUCCUACCCGCGCUUCGUCAACUCACCUCUGUAUAAGAUGCUUGCACAUGUGCCUAGCUCGCCGGCCGCAUCGCCGCAGUGAAGCUAUGUUUAUGUACUGAGUGGACUUUCGAGUAGAGCGUUCAUGUUCAACAAAUGCAAACGUAUCCGAGCGGCUUAGUGCACGAUGCUCGCACUUUUCCGCUUGACGAUACGCUGCCCGCCCCGUCGAUCGUUCCGUUGGACGCACGCCACUUAGGCUGUAUAUUAAAGCGUUCAUUAUACGACAGAUUCGAGUCUUUCGAUAACUUUAAUUUCGUGGAUACAUUUCUGAAUAAAAAUGGCAGUAGAUUUUGAUGGCGUUCUCCGGCAUUAGGAGUCUUGUGCUUUUAUAACCGGAGAAGUCAUAAAAACUAACUCCUUUUAAAAUGUGUCCACGAAAAUGAUUUCGUACAAAGCCCGAAUAACUCAUUCAUGGAUGAUUCCAUGAUGGUGCAUACAAAACACCUUUAAUGCAUUAUUUCGUGAGCGUAUUUAUUUAUAGCUUUACCACUUAACUCAUACGGUCCGUGAACAACUUCCGUGAUCCUCAGUAGGUGUAGCUCGGUUAUAUAACUUAUAUAAAACAAAUCACACAGAAUAACCUUCAAACCCACUGUAAUCAACCGCUUAACUUAUCACGAUCCGUCUCAGUUAAAUGGUAAUUCUAUACAUGCGUAUUUAUCACUGGAAUCAAAUAUAAGGACUUACGUUUGAACGAAAAGCGAGGCUGGCUCAACUGGUUAUAAUAUUAUUAUCUUUGUAUGCCAGAGAAAUAACCUUGUGUUUCGAGAAUGUGACACAGGUGAUGCUCCAUAUUUUCUGCGCGGGAGAGAUGUUAAAAUGAGCUGCGCGUCGCGUAGUUCUAAAUGGGUCAUGUAGGUAAUUUAGGUAUUUUCCUGUUUAAGAUGAGCUGUUGAGAGAGUAGUUACUAAAUUAAUUAAUCCAAAGAAGGAAUACCAAGUCUCAAUUCUAUGACUUUCUGGAACGAUAGGGAUCAUGAAAUGAAUCUAUUUUUGACCUAGUUGCGCCAGCCUUUCUGGUCAGUUAAAGCAUUUGGUUUUGAGACCAUCGUUAGGUUAUCCGUCCCUAAACCAAUCUAGUCUUGAAAUUUCUUUGUGACCUGGGCUUUAACCGCGAAAAUCGAAGUUCGUAAAUUGCGGGCAUCUUUCUCGGUCACUCUUAUUACGCCUUCAUUGGAGUAAAAGAGAAAGAUCCCCGCAAUUUGCGAAUUUCGGUUUUCGCGGUAGGCCCCCUGUAGCUAUCAGUCAUAAUCGUAGAUAAAGAAGGGAUUGAGAUAGAUUUCAGCGUAUAUAAUUUUAUGAUUGAGAUUGGCAGCUUUAUUGUGAAAGUUUCUAGCUGAUGAAUUUUUCAAUCUUCUGAUCUAAGGUUCGAUAUAGAGUGCCCUGUUUCACAUAAUUUAAUUUGCUAAUAAAGACAACUUAUCGAUUAAACAUGUAUGUAUGUGGGAUGAGGUACGAAAAGCGAAGCGCAGUUAUUAUGGUCUUAAAUUUUUCUAUGGACAAACAAGGGGCUAUUUUAAUAUAAAGUGGCUCUCAUAUAAUAAAUACGAAAUUUACGUUGAUGAAUCUUUAUCACGCUAAUCUGUAAUUUUGCUAGUUCGUAUGUGGGUGGCCACUUUGAAACACUAGUCAUUCUGAUACGUCUUCUUUAACACUGUCUUCGUCUUCUUUGUCUGUUGUCUUUUCUUCUUCUUCUUCAAGAUAAUAAUUACAUAUCUCGGUAUUGUUUUGUUUUAAUCCAAACACACUAGGAAACAAAUGGUCUCGCGACACGUGUCGGCGACAUGCCACAGGCGAAGUCGUACUAAUUCGCGAAACUUCGCCUGACAUACUUGGCGACAUUGCACGACAUUGACAUACGCUGGCGACACGUGUGUUGCCAGACAUGUCGAGAUAAGUUCGACAAUGUCGCGCCACUACAUUCGACGUCACUGGCGACACAUGUCGCGGGACUUUUGUCGCCAGGUGGAUCUUUUAAGGUACAUAAAUGUGACGCAUAUUUUUCUUCAGAGUACACAUCCAGGCGUAUCAUUUUUGACUUGGUUUCAGCUCCGAACUCGGGUUCGACAUCUACUAUAAAGUUGUAACAACCCAUUACAUGACUUUGGCCAGUGAAAUGCCACAAGUUCGUGGCACCCAGACUGAUUCAACGAACAAUUUACGAUAAGAUAAUCUGGUGUACAAUUGGACUAACAACUGAGCAUAAUGUAGCGGGUUUACUAUCUACUAGUUGCUAGCUAAUUUAUGACAGCGUUUUAAUCGUCUUUUGUCAUAAAUUUUUGCAAUUAGUAUAUUAUCGAGUCCUAAUUCAUAACCCCAUUAUAAACGGCAAUAAUAAGCUAUAGUAAAGAAGAUAUUCUUAGCGCAGGACAGCGUCAAUGAGUAUUGUCUUUAAACCCGUUGCAUUAACAGUAGACGCCCAUGAAACGGGUGUAGGGGCCGUAUUAGCAUAGUCAGAUAACUGGUUUGCAGUCAUUGAGCUUAACAUGGGACCUGAUUUUUGUAUAUAAAACCUUAGUUUACUUUGAGGAUCAUACUGAAUCGACCAAUGAAGUAUAGAGAGGCCUCUAUCUCUAAAUACAAUCUUCCUGUUAUGUAAGUUUUAACUGAA